GUUUGCUCUCGAUGGAACGUGGUGUGCACAUGGAAGACGGCGCGGUGGGAUCGACGGGACGACGGGCGGCGCUGCCUCGGGAAGCACGAAACAAUAUUGUCACAUACAACGAGGCUCAGUUUUACAUGGAGACGUCGCACAGAAGUCCCAAGCGAGCAAAGCCAACGACACCGCGAGGUAGCACUUCGCUCGCCACGGUUGAACUGGAGGUCGAUUCGGAGAUUCGCAAAGGCAAAUACGACGUUGGCGACUGUGUCGUAGUAUCUCACAACGACGACGAAUACGUUGCCCUUGUAAGCUCUCUGCAAAGCGGCGACGGCAGCCCUGCUUCAGCAGAAUCGACUAGCCACCCGACAAGGUUUACAGGAAUUUGGUACUUCCGCCCCGACGACGUGGCGAAGGAAGCACUGGGAACCGUGGACGGAGGAGUUUUCGAAAAUGAAGUGUUUCUGUCCGUGGAAAAGGACACAAACGGCAUCGAGCACAUCGUGGGCAAGUGUCAAGUCGUGUCCGAGCUGGACAUGCGCGAUCGACAAAACAUCCUUCGUCUCAAUCAGCACCCCGCCGACAAUGAAGAAAUGGUGUUCGUGUGUCGGUACAAGUACGAUAUGAAGAAGCAGACGCUGUCGCCCUUGGAGGACCCGUACGAAGUGCGUCACGGUCUAGGAAGGAACGAGCCUUCCAUCGGCUACGAGUUCCAAGCGGACAACUUGCCACCAUGCACGAAACCUCCUCGAUCUCCCUUCACCGGCACCCACGUCUGGUCCCCCUCCUCCAUGAAUAAUGCUCCGUACGCCUUUAAACAGUUCAUCAAAGCAGUCGAUUCCCUGCGGUAUGGAAUCGGUGCUAUUGUGAAGCUAUACGUUGGAGGCUGCAGUGCCAGGUCGAUUACAACUCCUAUGACCGUCCAUGUUUCCAAGAACAACUCGUUGACCGGUGGCACGGUCUGCCGCGGGAUCGUGUGCAAUGUCGUCGACAAGAAUUCCAUCAUCGUGUGCGCAGCAGCUGCGGGUGGCGUGCCCAUGGAGGUGUUCAAAGAGACGGCGAGCUCGGCCCUCACGGACGACCGAGCAAUGGGAUACUUUCACGAAUGCCGUCGCGACUGUGGGGCGGCCCUGGAGAAGUGCACCACGGCAUUCCGACAGCUUCAGGUAGAAGAGAAAGCGCUAUUCCGACGGGAGCUCCAAGCGCACUUGGCCAAGUCAGUGCAUUGACCGGUGUCAUCUGCUUUCUCUGUUCCAGCGUCAUGGCUUUCGGAGACCCCGUAUUAACAACGUAAAAGACCAAUCUAAGGUGCACGGAUCAUGUUGA
Messenger RNA from Aphanomyces invadans, 1311 nucleotides. RefSeq lists its product as hypothetical. The record is from RefSeq and is a predicted model, not a curated record. The coding region runs from base 12 to 1214 and encodes 400 amino acids. NCBI's taxonomy places the organism in Eukaryota, Oomycota, Saprolegniomycetes, Saprolegniales, Verrucalvaceae. Gene Ontology annotation, molecular function: chromatin binding. The transcript has a single exon.